AUGUACUAACAGAGAUUUGCAGCAUCGAACAAAAUACAACAAAAAACAUUAUAGGAAUAUGACAUCAAACCUGUUAAGAACCCAAUUAAUCAGGGAAAUAGGAAUAUUCAAUAAGUUCAAUAAAUUUACAAUCUUUAACAAAGAAAUACAAGAGGAAUGCAAAUAGAGGACGACAAUUAGGGAAUUUAAAUUAAAGUGUUUCAAAAUGCCACUAAGACGAAUUUAGAUUAAAGAUCUUCAUCUCAACAAUCCAAAUAGGAUGUUUCACUUUAAAAACGAUUGUUUUCAGGUUUAGAGUCAGAUCAAUCUUUUUCUAAAAUAAACUCAACUACGUUCCAGGAACAAGAAAGGAGUCCAAGAAUUAAAAGUGACGUUAUACAAAUUAAACUUCUAAAGCCUUUGGACUAGAAAUUUUUCAACUUUAUUCGAGAAUAUGGUUAUAUAAUAGGGGACUCGACUCAUGACAAUCAAUCUUCCUUUACUGUGAGUACAAUGGAACGAUCCAGGUUGCUGUCGAAUGAAAGAUAAGUUGUUUACAGCAAUUCUCCUCCCCCUUCAAAAACUUUUCGAACAAAACUAUUUAACCAUGUUAAUUGA
Messenger RNA from Paramecium tetraurelia, 597 nucleotides. RefSeq lists its product as uncharacterized. NCBI's taxonomy places the organism in Eukaryota, Ciliophora, Oligohymenophorea, Peniculida, Parameciidae. The record is from RefSeq and is a predicted model, not a curated record. The transcript is spliced from 2 exons.